Molecule: messenger RNA, 1364 nt
Organism: Equus caballus (horse)
Lineage: Eukaryota; Metazoa; Chordata; Mammalia; Perissodactyla; Equidae
Gene: ZFTRAF1
Product: cysteine and histidine rich 1
Cellular component (GO): nucleus
Molecular function (GO): zinc ion binding
Source: RefSeq, a predicted model, not a curated record
GCGCGGGAGGCGGGGCGGCGGCGGACGGGCGGCACUGUGAGCACGUUCAGGCGACCGGUCGCCGUUGCGUUCGGGCCGCGCAGUUCGGCCGCCCCUGAGAGCCUGGGCUGUUGCUCCUUCCAAGCGCAGGGACCAGGCCGAGUGGGCCUGUGAGCGCCUCGCUCCUUCUCCCCCAGGUCCGGCGCCCCAACUUGGGUUCAAGGGCCCCAGGGCUCACGCCCACCCACCCCGCACUGCCUUCUCCCUUCUUUUCCCGGGAGAAUUAGGUUUUUCUUCCCCACAGUUGUGUCCAGUGGCCUCAGGGCUCCGGAAAGUUUCGGAUGAGCCUAUCCCCAUCCCAACAUUUAGAAAUGGUGCUCUGGAACCUGGGAGUCCUGGGGAGUCGCCCUUAGGGCUCCCGGUCGCCGGCUUCUGCGUUCUUUUUUCAUCUCCAAAGUUGAGGAUCCCCUGCCUGUCUCCUCAAACUCCCUACCGCCCAAGGCGCCAUGGCCCUUAAGCCUUGGAGUGAGUGGAGCACGGCCCUGUCCCACCUGGCGCUAGGAGUGGUGUCUCUGCAUGCAGCCGUGAGUACUGCUCAGGCAAGUCGAGGGGCUGCUGCUGGCUUCCUGCUCCAGGCCUUGGCCACCGCCACCAUGCUGGCCCCCGGGCUGGGCACAGAUGAAGACUAUCUUGCUGGAGCCUGGGUAGCCACUGUCAUUGGUCUGCCCCUUCUUGCCUUCGACUUCCACUGGGUGAAUGGGGACCGCUCCUCCGCCAACCUGCUCUUGGGAGGGGGCAUGGUGCUGGCAGUGGCUGGGGACCACCUUGGUGCCGAGGGCCGCUCUGUGGCUGGUCAGGCGGUGGUGCUAGUGGUCGCAGUGACCAUCCUCAUUGUGGCUGUUUUCACGACCAACAUUUAUGGAAUGUGGGGGGGCGCCAUGCUGGGUGCUGCAGGCCUCCUGAGUCGGCUGGAGGAGGACAGACUGCUGCUGCUGCCAAAGGAGGACGUCUGUCGAGGGGCCCUGGCCGCGGGGAGUUGGGCCUACCACCGGGCACUGCACACACAGCGCCUGCAGUGGGAGUGACAGUUGGAGACAGCAAGGCAGGGCUUCUGCCCUGGCUAUCACCUUCCCCUCCCAUGGACCUGCUCCUGAGGCCUCCUCCUCUAGGGAUAGACUCUCCUUUCCCUCAAGUGGGCUUGCUGCAUGGUGACUGGUCAGGGGGCAGAGUCUGGGCACUGCCCCUUCUCUGGCUGAGUGUGGGGACUUGUUUAGAUCAGAAUGAAAGGGUCCCAGGCAUGUUUUGGGACCUGACUCUGGGCAGGCCAUGGUCGUAGAUCCAGAGAGAGGCUUGGUCUCCAAUAAACCUUAGGGAUUCAGCAGAAA